CGACCAGAUCAGAUGCAACAAUCAAGCACGUCACGGCCUUCAUCAAGUCACAAGACCAGCUCAGGCAAGACCUCACGGCCACAUACUCGCGGGAACUCCGCUGCCGAAUCAAAGCCAGUGCCACCGCCGCGUAUGAGCAGCCGUCACGCACACACCUUUAGCGAGGAUCGUCUUCGGCCACAGCCCUCAGACGCGACCUUCGAGUCUAACACGACAUGCGGUACUCUGAUAGGGACAGAAGAGCAAAAGCAAGAGCAAGUACUAAGCGCGUGGUCUUCAGCAAACCCUCGUACUUCCACUGUAUCAUUACUGACAAAAUCUCCUCGCAUAGAUAUAGCAGACAGAGACCGCUGGUGGAAAGACACCGAACACGUAAAGCCGCUGCUGCGGACGAGAGCGACGACGAGGACACUUCGAGCAGACUACAGCUCAGACGACGGCGAUUUGGGGUUGGCGACCUUCGCCGUUAGGGCAGGCGGCGUCAGGACAACUCCUACUACGCCCGCGGCGCAGGGGCCGCCAGAGAAGGAUUUCUUGUUCAAUCCGAAGGAGAAUGAAGAGGAUUUCGUGCGGAGAGCGAUGGCGAGGCUCAAAGGGAGUAUGAGGAGACGGCAUAAUGAGCUGCCCUAGCUGGGUGUAAUGAUUGUACGCUUCAUGAUUCCCUUUGUUAGUUACAAUUUUGGCAGCAUGGCAUUCUUUUGGAUGGUCCGCGAGGACAUUCGGUUGGAUCCUCUACUUGGACCAACCUUCUUGGGCUUCCACGCGCCGGCGACGCGCUUCUUAGGCAACCUUUUUGGGACUGCUGGCAUGCAGAUGUAUUCAUAGACUAGGCGAAACAGUGCUGAUGCUCGAACCUUGUAUCAUGUGAAAGUGGAAGCGGCGCACGUGCU
Molecule: messenger RNA, 890 nt
Organism: Didymella exigua CBS 183.55
Lineage: Eukaryota; Fungi; Ascomycota; Dothideomycetes; Pleosporales; Didymellaceae
Exons: 1
Coding region: 13-630 (205 amino acids)
Source: RefSeq, a predicted model, not a curated record